AUGUUGAAUCUGAUACUUCCUAAAGUUGGCCUCAAGUUGAAACGAGACACGUCAUUUCAAACCAAUGAUGAAUUUGUCGCUGAAUCGUCACCACCGCGUGAUGUUGUUCGCAAUCGACGAAAGACAGAAUCUGUAUCACCAUUGAUGAAAAAGAAACCGAUUUCUACAAGAAGAAAACAAAACCACUCUCGGACCUCCUCUAUAACGUUCCCCGAUGGUGCUGUACCAGAAGAGUAUGGGUUACCACCAAUAGAUAAAUCGUCGGAUGUUGAUCAUUUACAAAGGUUCGAAGUGAUACGGUAUCUAGAGGCAUUCAACAUAUUUCCAAACAAUCAUCUGGGAGAAGAGGAAUUGAGAACCAUGUUGAAGGAGACGAUUUAUUGUAAACGGUCCAAAGAGGAGUCAACAUAA
Lodderomyces parapsilosis is the source of this 411-nucleotide messenger RNA. RefSeq lists its product as uncharacterized. The transcript has a single exon. Lineage: Eukaryota; Fungi; Ascomycota; Pichiomycetes; Serinales; Debaryomycetaceae. The record is from RefSeq and is a predicted model, not a curated record. The coding region runs from base 1 to 411 and encodes 136 amino acids.